UAGUAGAGGAUUAGUACUGACUUUUCUUUUCUGUUUUGUCUUCGUUUCGUUUCUCCUUCCUCCUGAUCCACUCCCCAGUCUUUUCAGGUCGUAUUGGUCAGGCCUCUUUCUGCAAUUGUCCUCAAGAAUCUUCUGCAUGAAGGGCGAUGUUGUCACUCUUGACAAGUACGGCAAAUACCACAGCUACAGGUCGGGCACAUCCUAGGCUGAAGAGCGAGUACGAUCCAAUUUUGAGGACACUCAUGAUGUUUCUUUUGGAGUUUUGGACUACUGCUGUUCCUUUUCCCGAUUCCCUUUGUACUUUACAAGCUUGGGUGACCGUCGAAGUCGGAUCUACCAAAAAGCAAUUCGUCAUCCACCAAGCCCUUCUCACCGCAAAGUCGCAGUACUUCGCGAGAGCUUUGUCUGGAAAUUCCAAGAGGGCAUCACGCGACUCUUUCAACUGCCUGACAUAUCACCGAUCGUCUUCAGGAUCUUUGUUGCUUGGCUGUACUACGGUAGAUUGAUGUACGAUGCACUCGACGAAAACACGAUACAUGAAGAUCUCAAGAGCCUCACGAUCACCAACGAAGAACUCAGUCGGGAGCACACUCUCAAGGACACAACCUCUACCGAAUCCGACUACGACUCCAACUCCGAGGACAGCGACAGCGAUAGCGAAAGCGCUACAACAGGUGCAAGCAACUUUGGAGAAGGCAUUUUUACGACUA
Messenger RNA from Aureobasidium subglaciale EXF-2481, 710 nucleotides. RefSeq lists its product as uncharacterized. The record is from RefSeq and is a predicted model, not a curated record. Bases 147 to 506 code for a protein of 119 amino acids. Lineage: Eukaryota; Fungi; Ascomycota; Dothideomycetes; Dothideales; Saccotheciaceae. The transcript has a single exon.